Messenger RNA from Anguilla anguilla (European eel), 3110 nucleotides. RefSeq lists its product as uncharacterized. The coding region runs from base 257 to 3097 and encodes 946 amino acids. Gene Ontology annotation, biological process: protein ubiquitination. Gene Ontology annotation, molecular function: zinc ion binding; protein binding; ubiquitin-protein transferase activity. The transcript is spliced from 12 exons. Lineage: Eukaryota; Metazoa; Chordata; Actinopteri; Anguilliformes; Anguillidae. The record is from RefSeq and is a predicted model, not a curated record.
UACAGUUUCUCUCACACAGGCGCAUUACUUACGCUGGGGAUCUAAUGAUAUGAUUUCAAUGUAUAUUUCUCUGAAAUUUAGGAAUUUCUAAAGAUUUUCUCUGAGGAAUAAAAACAGGCAGGGAAAAACAGAGAUUUGGGACUAAAUUAAAUUCUUUUUUAAUCUGCAGUUUUUGCAUAACAGCAAUAAGUAAAAGUGAAACUAAACUGCAGAUUUAGCAGAAGCCUUUACUGAGCUCAGAACAGACCGAGACAGAAUGGCGUCUGGAUAUUCUCUCCUGGAAGAGGAGCUCUCAUGUCCUGUGUGCUCUGAAAUCUUCAGGGAUCCUGUUCUCCUGAGUUGCAGUCACAGCUUCUGUAAGGCCUGUCUGCAGCAGUACUGGAAACAGAAGAGAUCUCGGGAGUGUCCAGUGUGUAGGAGAAGAUCUUCAAGGGAACUACCUCCCAUCAGUCUAUCUUUGAGGAAUACCUGUGAGGCGUUCUUAAAGGAGAGAAGUCAGAGAGCUAAAGCAGGAUCUGAAGUGCUCUGCAGUCUGCACAGUGAGAAACUCAAGCUCUUCUGUUUGGUGGAUCAAAUACCCGUCUGUGUUAUCUGCCAAACUUCAAAAAAACAUGAAAACCACAAAAUGCGACCAGUUCAAGAGGCUGCAGAAGAGUAUAAGGAGAAACUCAGGACUGCACUGGCUCCACUGCAGGAGAAGCUAAAAUCCUUUAAUGCAGUGAAACUAGUUUGUGAUCAAACAGCAGAGCACAUCAAGAGCCAAGCCCAGCACACAGAGAGACAGAUAAAGAUGGAGUUUGAGAAACUUCAGCAGUUCCUAAAAGAUGAAGAGACAGCCAGAGUCGCUGCACUGAGGGAGGAAGAGGAGCAGAAGAGUCAGAUGAUGACGGAGAAGAUUGAGAAGAUGACAGAAGAGAUAUCAUCGCUUUCAGAACAAAUCCGAGCCAUUGAACAGGAGCUGGGAGCUGAAGACGUCUCAUUCCUGCAGAGCUACAAGGACACACAAAACAGAGCCCAGUGCACACUGGCGGAUCCAGAGAAGGUCUCAGGAGCGCUGAUUGAUGUGGCCAAGCACCUGGGCAAUCUGAAGUACAGAGUGUGGGAGAAGAUGCUGGGGACUGUUCAAUACACUCCUGUGACUCUGGACCCAAACACAGCACAUCCCGACCUCUCACUGUCUGAGGAUCUGACCGGUGUGGGACGCAGUGAUGAGAGACAGCAGGUUCCUGAUAAUCCAGAGAGAUUUGAUGGGAGGUGGUAUGUGCUGGGAUCUGAGGGAUUCAGCUCAGGGAGACACUGCUGGGAUGUAGAGGUGGGGGAUGAUGACUGGGUGGUGGGUGUUGCUAAAGAGUCCAUCAGCAGGAAAGGGGCUGUGGAUCUGAGCCCAGCAAGAGGAGUGUGGGGUAUAUGGCGGCGCUUUCAGCAUUAUGCAGCCCUGACCUUCCCACCUACACCCCUCACUGUGCAGAGGAAUCCCCGGAGGGUCAGAGUGCAGCUGGACUGGGACAGGGGGGAGGUGUCAUUCUCUGACCCCAGUGACAACACUCCUCUCUACACUUUUAAACACUCCUUCACUGAGAGAGUGUUUCCAUUCUUCUGGCUUGAUUUUAUGUGUACCGAUCCACUGAAGGUGUCCAGUGUUUCCCCCAGGAUUUUAUUGUAUUUAGCAGAAGCCAUUACUAAGCUCAGAACAGACAGAAUGGCGUCUGGAUCUUCUCCCCUGGAAGAGGAGCUCUCAUGUCCUGUGUGCUCUGAAAUCUUCAAGGAUCCUGUUCUCCUGAGUUGCAGUCACAGCUUCUGUAAGGCCUGUCUGCAGAAGUACUGGGAACAGAAGGGAUCUCGGGAGUGCCCAGUGUGCAGGAGAAGAUCUUCUAUGGAUCAGCCCUUUAACCUGUCUUUGAGGAAUGCCUGUGAGGCGUUCUUAAAGGAGAGAAGUCAGAGAGAAAAAGCAGGAUCUGAAGUGCUCUGCAGUCUGCACAGUGAGAAACUCAAACUCUUCUGUUUGGUGGAUCAAAUACCCGUCUGUGUGAUCUGCCAAACUUCAAAAAAACAUGCAAACCAUGAACUGCUACCAAUUCAGGAGGCAGCAGAAGACUAUAAGGAGAAACUCAGGACUGCACUGGCUCCACUACAGAAGAAGCUAAAAGCCUUUAAUGCAGUGAAACUAGUCUGUGAUCAAACAGCAGAGCACAUCAAGAGCCAGGCCCAGCACACAGAAAGACAGAUAAAGAUGGAGUUUGAGAAGCUUCAGCAGUUUCUAAAAGAUGAAGAGACAGCCAGAGUCACUACACUGAGGAAGGAAGAGAAGCAGAAGAGUCAGAUGAUGAAGGAGAAGAUUGAGAAGAUGACAGAAGAGAUAUCAUCCCUUUCAGAACAAAUCAGAGCCAUAGAACAGGAACUGGGGGCUGAAGACGUCUCAUUCCUGCAGAGCUACAAGGACACACAAAACAGAGCCCAGUGCUCACUAGCAGAUCCAGAGAAGGUCUCAGGAGCGCUGAUUGAUGUGGCCAAGCACCUGGGCAAUCUGAAGUACAGAGUGUGGGAGAAGAUGCUGGGGACUGUUCAAUACACUCCUGUGAUUCUGAACCCAAACACAGCACAUCCCAGACUCUCACUGUCUGAGGAUCUGACCAGUGUGAGAUGCAGUGGUGAGAGUCAACAGGUUCCUGAUAAUCCAGAGAGAUUUAAUGGGGGGCAGUGUGUGCUGGGCUCUGAGGGAUUCAGCUCAGGGAGACACUGCUGGGAUGUAGAAGUGGGGGGUGAGGCCUGGGCGGUGGGUGUGGCUAAAGAGUCCAUCAGCAGGAAAGGGGCUGUGGAUUGGAGCCCAGCAGGAGGAGUAUGGUGUAUAUGGCAGUGCUUUCUACGUUAUGAAGCCUUGACCUCCCCAACUAAAGCCCUCACUGUGCAGAGGGAACCCCAGAGGGUCAGAGUGCAGCUGGACUGGGACAGGGGGGAGGUGUCAUUCUCUGACCCCAGAGACAACACUCAUCUCCACACUUUUAAACACUCCUUCACUGAGAGAGUGUUUCCAUUCUUCUAUCCUGCUUCAUCGUCUCCACUGAAGGUGUCCAGUGUUUCCCCCAGGAUUUCACUGUAGGCAGGGGCGGUGA